GGGGCCUUUUGGGAAAGACAGUCAUUUGCUACUAAAUGCUGCUACUUUAGUGCUGAAAUCUGGGGUUGCUUCAUCUGGCCUGUGGACUUUUUGCCUGUCCUUUUCCCUUACAAAGCAAGGUAAACGGGCAAGAUGAACUUUUCCAAGCUACCCAAAAUCCGAGAUGAAGAUAGGGAAAGCGUGUUUGGCUACGUCCAUGGAGUCUCAGGACCCGUGGUCACUGCUUGCAACAUGGCAGGUGCAGCUAUGUACGAGUUGGUACGAGUUGGCCACUGUGAGCUGGUGGGAGAAAUUAUCCGUCUGGAGGGUGAUAUGGCUACUAUCCAGGUGUAUGAAGAAACCUCUGGUGUCUCUGUAGGAGAUCCUGUACUCCGUACUGGCAAACCCCUCUCAGUGGAACUUGGCCCUGGCAUUAUGGGGGCCAUUUUUGAUGGUAUCCAGAGGCCUCUGACAGACAUCAGCACUCAGACCCAAAGUAUCUACAUCCCCAGAGGUGUCAACGUGUCAGCCCUGAGCAAAGACCUCAAAUGGGACUUUUCACCUUCCAAAAACCUGCGGGUUGGCAGUCACAUCACUGGGGGAGAUAUUUAUGGACUGGUGAAUGAAAACUCCCUUAUCAAACACAAAAUCAUGUUGCCCCCACGGAACAGGGGGACGGUAACAUAUAUUGCUCCACCAGGGAACUACGACACAUCAGAUGUUGUCUUGGAGCUGGAAUUUGAAGGUGUGAAGGAGAAGUUCACUAUGGUACAGGUCUGGCCUGUACGUCAAAUCCGUCCUGUCACUGAAAAAUUACCAGCCAACCAUCCCUUACUAACUGGCCAACGGGUCCUUGAUGCCCUCUUCCCGUGUGUACAAGGGGGUACUACUGCUAUCCCCGGGGCCUUUGGCUGUGGAAAGACUGUGAUCUCCCAGUCUCUCUCCAAGUACUCCAACAGUGAUGUUAUCAUCUAUGUAGGCUGUGGAGAACGAGGAAAUGAGAUGUCUGAAGUACUCAGAGAUUUCCCAGAGCUCACAAUGGAAGUUGAUGGGAAGGUAGAAAGUAUUAUGAAGAGAACAGCCUUAGUAGCAAAUACCUCCAACAUGCCCGUCGCUGCCAGAGAAGCCUCUAUUUAUACCGGAAUCACCCUGUCUGAGUAUUUCCGGGACAUGGGCUACAAUGUUAGUAUGAUGGCUGACUCCACUUCCCGAUGGGCUGAGGCCCUUAGGGAAAUUUCAGGGCGUUUAGCUGAAAUGCCAGCUGACAGUGGCUAUCCAGCCUACCUCGGUGCCCGUCUGGCUUCAUUCUAUGAGCGAGCUGGCAGAGUGAAGUGUCUGGGGAACCCCGAGCGAGAAGGGAGUGUCAGCAUCGUCGGGGCUGUAUCUCCCCCUGGUGGUGACUUCUCAGAUCCUGUCACAUCUGCCACUCUGGGCAUUGUUCAGGUGUUUUGGGGCUUGGAUAAGAAGCUGGCUCAGCGCAAGCACUUCCCGUCUGUCAACUGGCUGAUCAGCUACAGCAAGUACACACGGGCCCUGGAUGAGUAUUAUGACAAGCACUUCACAGAGUUUGUCCCUCUGAGGACAAAGGCCAAGGAGAUCCUGCAGGAAGAGGAGGACCUGGCGGAGAUUGUGCAGCUUGUGGGGAAGGCUUCCUUGGCAGAAACAGAUAAAAUUACCCUGGAGGUUGCCAAACUGAUCAAAGAUGACUUCCUGCAGCAGAAUGGCUACAGCCCUUAUGACAGGUUCUGCCCUUUUUAUAAGACAGUGGGGAUGCUUUCCAACAUGAUUGCAUUCUACGACAUGGCGCGCCGAGCUGUAGAGACCACAGCCCAGAGUGACAAUAAGAUCACAUGGUCCAUCAUCCGAGAAAAUAUGUCUGAAAUCCUUCAGAGACUCGUUUCCAUGAAAUUCAAGGACCCAGUGAAAGACGGCGAGGCGAAUAUCAAGGCAGACUAUGCUCAGCUCUUUGAGGACAUGCAGAAUGCAUUCCGUAGUCUGGAAGACUAGGCUUUGCCCCCAUUCCAAUGAUCCCCUUCAGUUUAAAUUUCUCAUCUCAGCCCCUCUGUUUCCCUACUGUGCAAGACUGAAAUGAGAGAACCUGAGGCCUUGGCUACACUUGGCAAUUCACAGUGCUGCCGCAGCAGCGCUGUGAAGCACGAAUGUAGUCGCGCCGCCAGCGCUGAGAGAGCUCUCUCAGAGGGGAGUAGCUUGCAGCGCUGCGCUCGGGGGGGCGUUUUCACACCCCUGAGCGCAGCAAGUUGCAGCACUGUACAGCCCCAGUGUAGCCAAGGCCUGAGUUUAUAACAGUCCUACAUGUCCUAGUUCAUACUCAGUAAGUCUUUGUAAAACAUUCCUCUUAGUUUGUUUGGCCUCACUGUGUGUCUGAAAUGGAUGGUGGGUGGAGUUAGUGUGAAUGGGCCUGAGAGAAAGUGAGGAACUGCAAUUGUAAACUUGUAGGGUGGGGGAUUCUCCCUCCCCCCCCCCCCCCCCCUCCACUCCCAAAUAGAUGUACUCUCUUAACAGACAGGCUUUUGCUUCUGGGAGAAAGUAAACCAAGUAAGUUGUUGUAGUAGAGGAGGUGAGACUUAGUGCAGUGAUAUGGUACAUUCUGAGGUGGUGGUGGUAAGGGCAUACAGGCCUAGUUUUAGCCAGUGACUAUCAGGCAAAGAAUGGGCAUUUCCCCUGCUUUGAAAUAGGAUUUAUUCAAUUUUUCCAAUGAGCUGCUACUACCAAUAUAUAGCAUAUUCUUUGGUAGUUUCCCUUCUAAACCUCCAAUUGAGCCUGUAUUAAAGCAAGUGUAUUACAACACAGUAGUUGUGGAACUCUGCAAGGUGUUAACCAAAAGAAACAUGUGAAAGCAGCCAUGUGUCAGUCUGCAUUUGAGAAAUAGCAUUUAUUUUCCUACCUAAUAUUUAAAUAAGACUGUUGGACUACACUUUAAUUAAAAAAUCAAAGCCAUAGCUGCUCGACUAUCAGCAGCAAGAAUUUUAUCCUCUUGCUUCCCACUCCCAACAGAAAAUGGCAUGACACUCGCCUGCUUCAGUGUAGCUACUUUGUACUACAGGACCCAACAAGAUGUGGUGAUCCCAUUUGUACGGAGCAGGAAUCCAGCCUGCCUCAGUGGCACGCUGCAUGCCAUAACAUUUGCCUUCUAGUACAAUGUUGAGGUCACCACAUGCUUCCAAAACUUUCCCUUCAGAUACCUGAAUUUGAUUUAAUUUGUUUGUCCAAUUGUGGUAUGCAAGAGCCUCUUUAGAGGGGAUGUUCAAUGCUAAACUUUCUUGUUGGAAGGUUCAUUGUGAUCCCGAGGAGCUGGUGACUCUUUCUUGCACUGCACUCUGGAGGUGUUUGGUGUCUUCAAAGCCGUCAGAGCUACUGCUUCUUGGACUUGUUUAAUAAUGGCAGAGCCAAUAUGUGAUGAGGACUAAAUACAGAGCAGCCUUUUGUCAUUAACCUGCUAGAGCCAGAACUUACCAUAUUGCUUCACAAUGGGAGAAAUUAAUAAGGGAGUUGGCAACCUUUUUGAACUUGUAUUUCAGGAGGAAUUAAACACUUUUGGGGGGGGGGGGGGCACACAACAUUAAUCCCAGACUUAUUCCAGCUAUCAUUUAGCUUUGAAUGGCAAUGGACCAACUUCUGCUACUUCCUGUGUUAUGCCAACUCACUGUCUGGCACGGAGCCCAGCUGAAACUUUAAAAGGCUCUUCAAAUAUUAACCUCUUUGAUCUCUCAAAGUAAACAAAUUAAAGAUAUUCAACGUAGUGCUCUGGUGGUGAAUGGCUGACAGUUUACAGUUCAUUUAAUUUCUGUGUAUGCUGCCUAUUAAGCAUGGUCAUGUAUAAAUGAGUAGUCGCUAUACAAAAAUCCUCAGUUCAUACCUAUCACAAGUGUACUGUGUUUGUAGCAUUCCAUGCUAGAGGACAGAUGUUCUAUUUCUCUAAAUUAAGAGAGGAUGUUAUAAACUUUACAACUUGUUUAAAAUAAUGCAGCUGUAAUAUUUAUUGUGCAGUUCCUAGCCCUAAAGUGUGACCAGUUCAAAGUUGCAUACAUAUAUAUUUUUGUCUUGUCUCUGUUUUCAGUGUUGAAAUUCUGAUGUUUCACUGUGUUGCUACAAAUUUUUCCUCCACACAUGUGGAAGGAAUGAAAGAAUGGGUAAAAAAAACAAACCAAGACCUGCUCUUCCUUGUAUUUCAUAAUGGAUGUUGCUGAAAGUUGUGCAAAACUGUUCAAGUCAAUGAGAAUAAAGUGGAUUUAAAGUA
Messenger RNA from Malaclemys terrapin pileata, 4237 nucleotides. It is a transcript of the gene ATP6V1A, whose product is annotated as ATPase H+ transporting V1 subunit A. Bases 133 to 1986 code for a protein of 617 amino acids. The transcript is spliced from 15 exons. The record is from RefSeq and is a predicted model, not a curated record. Gene Ontology annotation, molecular function: ATP binding; ATP hydrolysis activity; proton-transporting ATPase activity, rotational mechanism. NCBI's taxonomy places the organism in Eukaryota, Metazoa, Chordata, Testudines, Emydidae. Gene Ontology annotation, cellular component: proton-transporting V-type ATPase, V1 domain; lysosomal membrane. Gene Ontology annotation, biological process: proton transmembrane transport; ATP metabolic process.